Messenger RNA from Fopius arisanus, 1497 nucleotides. It is a transcript of the gene ND-42, whose product is annotated as NADH dehydrogenase (ubiquinone) subunit ND-42. Gene Ontology annotation, biological process: mitochondrial electron transport, NADH to ubiquinone. The transcript is spliced from 6 exons. Gene Ontology annotation, cellular component: cytoplasm. Bases 113 to 1360 code for a protein of 415 amino acids. The record is from RefSeq and is a predicted model, not a curated record. Lineage: Eukaryota; Metazoa; Arthropoda; Insecta; Hymenoptera; Braconidae.
UAUUCCAGGGUGAACUCAGCGAUCAGCUGUGCUCACUCCAUUUUCUUUUCCGACCUGUUCGGCGCAGCUCAGCCCCCAAGAUUCAGACAGGGGGUGGAUAAUUUGUGAAAUCAUGGCAUUGGUGCUGAGCAAGGGCGGCCUUAAAGCGUCCUCCGGAUUUUUCGGGGGAUUAUGUAAGGUGGCAAAAGGAAGUCAAGUGACUCAAGUCGCCUUCAUCACAGGAAAGAAACUCCGAGAGAAUCGACCCCCUCGUCCACCCCCAUUUGAUUACAGAAACAAAAACUACGGGCAAUGGCACGUCUGGACAGAUCCAAUGGAAAAACGUUUCGAUGACAACUCAAAAGUGAUAGUCGUUGAUGGUCUGCCAGCAGCAGGAAAGUUCGAGUUCUGCAAAAAAUUAGCUGACGAGCUAGAGAUGUGUCACUACCCUGCAGUGACGUUCGACGAUCUUCACGUGGAUCCCCACGAUUUCGAUUACAGAACUUUGAAUUCAAAAUUGCCGAUCGACUGUCAGUACGUCGACAUCAACACUUUCCUGAGGGAUCCCAAAGGAUUCAACAGCACUUCUGUCCAGGUUCACCAAUACCUGUUGAGGUGCAUGACGUACAUCGAUGCUCUCGCUCAUGUCCUGAACACUGGAGAAGGAGUGGUACUGGAGAGAUCGCCCUGGUCUGAUCGUGUCUUUGCAAAGGCCAUGGAAACGUGCGGGUACAUUCCGAGAAGGUGCAUGGAUUAUUAUCAGAGCUGCAAUGCCAUCAGUCUCUAUCGACUUCUCAGACCCCACGUAUGCAUUUACCUUGAUGUACCAGUCGAAACUGUAAAGGCUAGAAUUGAAAAGAGAUGCCGCCCCGGUGAACACGAUUCUCCAGCCCUAACAAUGCAGUAUCUCAAGGAACUCGAUCGAAUUUACAAGGAAAUGGUUCUGCCCGAUGUGUCAAAACACGCUCAUCUCCUUGUGUAUGACUGGGAGAAUGAAGGCUAUAUGGAUGACGUUGUGGAUGACAUCGAGGUACUGGAAUGCGAUCCUGAAAAUAUCCUGGAUCAUGGCGAGAAACUGCAGGACUGGCAUUUCGCCACUGUAGACCAGAUUCGAGCUGCCAGAACCAGCUUCACUAAUCACAAGUAUCAGUUGCUCCAGGGCGCCAUCCCCUGCAGGUGGGAUGUUCCUGAAAUGUUGAGGAGUCCACAAUCGUCGUUCAAACAUUACCUGACCCUCGAAGAACUUUACGAAGAUGAGCCAGGCAAGAGAUUUUCUCAUGGAUUUGAUCCAACCAAAGACGAAGGCGUCUUAUGGAAGAGCAAAGAUAGGUAUGAGGAUUCUGCCCGCCCUUCUAGACGAUUUCCACUCAGGAGGACUUAAGAAAAACUUUUCAUAAUACACAGUGUUCUCUAUUAAAAGGCAAAUAUUGUAGUACUCUACUGGUGGAUUGUGGCAAAAUGUAAUUAAUCAACCACAAUGUUGUACAGUUGGUUUCAUUAAACAUAAUGUAAUACAGA